CGUUCUGUUGAUAGUCAAGGUCGAACAAUGAAGAAGUGUGCCUUAUUUUAGGUUCAUUAGUGUUCCACGAAAUAUAUGUAGGAACAACACUUGAUUUUGAUGUACAGUUGUUAUCCAGCUAUCGGCCGAUGAUAAAGGAUGUGCUACAUCACAUAAUAAAGGAAACUGUUUUCGUGAUUGCUUUCAUUAAACCAAAUUAUUAUUUAUUUUAGCAUUUCAGUCUCAGCAGUCCGUCUCUCCUGAUCAGUCAUCAUGGAUCAUUUCAUCAUUGGCAAAGAAUUAUCUGCACAUUCUGAUGUUUCUUACGAAACUAAAUUAAAGAAGUGUAAACGUAAAUUUUUGUUCGAGCCCAUUCCAGAAAAUGAAAUUGAGAAAGCUUAUGCGGAAUUACUAUCAGGUCUAUCUCAAGAGUUUGCCCGUGCGUCAGUACGCUUAUCUAAAGGCAUAAUCGAAAACGGUCGGGUUCGUCUUUCACAAAUAUGUGGGAAGUAUUUCCGUAUAAUGGGUUUCUCUCUUGAUGGCUCAUCUUAUCUUCAUCCAGAAGAAGCAUUAUACCUUGCUGAAUGUAAUAAAAUCCAAGUACUUGUUAGUGGUUUACCACUGAGUAUUCAAGAACUUUACGACCAGCUUUUAAACAAUGAAACAUAUCCACACUAUCUGGCCUACUCUCGAUUAUCACGAUUAAAUUUCAGUCUUCGAAAACGAGCAAAUUUUGACCUACAAUCAUAUUACCACAGUGUGACAGAUAAAUUAUUUAAAAUUCCAAAAUCAAUUAACGUUUCAAUUACGACUUAUCCACUUUUAAACCAAGAAUGUAGAAAACCUAUCAGAAAGAGAAAGUUCAAAGACUUUCAACCACUUAUUAAUCGUAAUACAAUACAUUCUAUCACUGGUCUUAUGCAUAAUUUACAAGAGAUUGUACAACCUGCCAGUGAUAAGUCUGUUAAAUCAACGAACGAUUUAAAUCUACUCUAUGAUAUUUAUGGAAACAAUCAUGCAGAGAAAAGACGUAUUAUUAACUUCUCUAAACGCUCCCCUCCUCAUCCUGAUUAUGUUUUAUCUGUUUUGUCACCAAAACAAAUAUACCCAGACAUAGAAUCUCAAAGUUUGAUAAAAGUUGGUAUACAGCCAGAUACAUCUGUUCUUAUAUGCAUGGUAGAUGGAUGUGAUGUUUCAUUUUAUAUAACAAACUGUUUUGCAAUUCCAAAUAUUAAUUUUCAAGUAACUCGUCAAGAAAAUAUGCCGUGAAUAUAGAUUAAAUAAAGGAUUAUUUGUGUACACUUGCUUUUUUUAUACAAUAAACUCAAGUCAAACACUUCAAAAUCCUGUCGUUAUUGGUUUUACCAGUUUCACGCUCAUUUUAUCCAGUAAAUAAGCGAUGGGUUCACCUUUGGA
Schistosoma spindalis is the source of this 1395-nucleotide messenger RNA. The record is from the annotation of a GenBank genome assembly. NCBI's taxonomy places the organism in Eukaryota, Metazoa, Platyhelminthes, Trematoda, Strigeidida, Schistosomatidae.